GUUUACCCCGAUAUCUCAUCUGCCGUAGCUUCGCAAAGCAAAGUUUGCGUUCGGCAUUUCGACGAGCUCUGUAUACUUUUCGAGGACGAAGAACGCCAAUUUUCAUACGAUAUAACUUAUUCGCAAGUUUGUAAUAGUUAUGCGCAAUUCAAGAUUUGGGCUGGCAAUAUAGGAGCGCUGCAGACAAUUCAAUUCGCUAGCUCCCUGGACUACCGAUUGCGCGAGGUCGCCAAAGUUUCAGGUCAAGUCAUUUCAGUCUUGGAGGAUUUAGAAGAAGUAUUACAGGAUGGUAUGAAACCGGUCUAUUAUUAAAUAAAUCCUUCUCUCUUGUUGGACUCGCUACUUAAUUGUUCCAUUGUUGAUUACUUUCAGUUAUUGCAAUUGCUUCAGGGAAGAGGGAAAAUAGAAUUGGUUCUCCCGUACCACUAGAUCAUGAAUUACUUGAUGAAGAUUACGGAUCGACUUCUCAACCAACUUCGGAGAUCCAGGAACUUUCCAGUCCAUAUCCGAAACUAUCGCGAGCCUUUUCAAACUGUCAAUUCUCAUCAGAAAUAGCAGUUCCCGGGACCGUUAUGCCAAAGCGUUGGCAGCAGCAUCUAAAGCACCAUUUGAUGGUCAGUUUGAUAUUGAUCAUGUGGGAAACAAAUUCCCCCGUCUUUGUGGUAGUGAUAGAGAAUGGCUAAGGAAACGUCUCGGAAAGGCCAUUACGCAGAAACGACAGUACCUGUAUUACUGUCGGGAGCAUCGCGAAAAGCUCCCCAGAGCACCUGGCUUUCGAAAUGUCAUUGAAAUCACGCCAGAACCAAUGAUCGGAUCUACUUCUCUGGCUGUUCAGGAGCAAAAUACAACUACUCAUGAUGACGCCCAGACCGUGAUAUCGAGGCCGACAAGUACACUGGCUCCGACUACAGCUAGCACAGUAAUUGCUACAAAGUUGGAAAGUGCAAUGAGACUCGGUGACGUGGAAGAAGAAGCUGAGGACGACAAUCGAUCACAAACAUCUUAUGCAAGUUCUGUUGGCGAAGAUGAAAGCGAUAACAGACUGUCCAUUAUUCGUCUUGAAGAAGUUGCUGGAACUUUCGAAUCUUUUGAGUGCCCAUAUUGUUGGACAAUUCAAAAGAUCAAUAAUCAACGCUCAUGGAGGUAGUGGAUCAUUUCAAUUCCUGUGGCCAAUAAUGACUUCUUUAGGAAACACGUCAUGCGAGACCUCAAACCAUAUGUCUGUACCUCAGAGGACUGUGACAUGAAGCUAUUUCCUGACCGUCAUACUUGGUUCACUCAUGAACUUCAAAAUCAUUGGGUAGAGUGGAAAUGUUGUUUUUGCAGUCAUGGUUCCUAUGCAAGCAGAGAUAAAUUUGAAAAGCAUGCUCUGACAUCUCACGAAGAUGAAUUCACAGAGGCCCAGUUACCGGCUUUGGUUAAAGUUUGCCAAAAACCAGUGGAAAAGAUCUCACUAGAUGCUUGUUCAUUUUGCGAUGAAUGGGAGAGCAAAUUAAGGGAGUUGAACGAACAUAUGUCUCUUGUAAAUUAGCGUCUCUUCUUUUACACCCCCUGUAGCCUAGGGCACCCCCCUAGCGUCAUUUGCCCAUAUUGGGACUCUUCUAGGACCUAGCCCACGCGAGCUAGACUCCGCUUGACGUUAAAUAGCAAUAAAUAAAUAAAUAAACUGCUAAUAUAAGCAUAGCUUAUCCAGAUCCUUUUGUUCAACUAAGCAUUGACAUAAAAGACGUAAAAAAAAUCUACACUACAGGUGUAAUCAAAAAGACUUUGAGUCCUUACUGGAACAAAGAUUUCGACGUGUAAAUCCCCACACCAAGUGUAAAGUCCAAACUCUCACUAACCAUGUCCUAGCAACGUAACAGAGGAUAGUGUCCUGAUUUUCGAAGUGUUUGACCAGAAGAAAUCCAAAAAGAAAGACCAGGGGCAUCUCGGUCGUGUGGAUAUACGAGUGGGCGAUGUGAUAGAUUUUUCGGAGCCUCAAAUUGGUCAGACACCUAUCACAAUCGAAUGAUAACCAAGUUAUUGCGCUGACAUAUUCAGAUGAAAUGAUAACCCCCAAUCUAAAGUUAACAGAAAACAAUAUCAGGCCUCCUCACGGAAAACUUAUUUUGAACCUGAGUAACAACUUCACACGGACUGCAAGACCAACCAGAACGGAAUUUCCCGAAAAUGCGCCAACGCCCAGCUCUGCGAGUGACAAUACCAAGUACGGCGCUUUUGAAGAUCCCUCGGGACAACCACUGCCAGCGGGGUGGGAGCGAAGAGAAGAUCAACUUGGAAGAUCAUAUUAUCUUGAUCACAACUCGAGAUCUACUACAUGGAAAACCCCCUUGAGCGUCGAAGAUAACAAACCUUAG
Messenger RNA from Hymenoscyphus albidus, 2357 nucleotides. NCBI's taxonomy places the organism in Eukaryota, Fungi, Ascomycota, Leotiomycetes, Helotiales, Helotiaceae. The record is from the annotation of a GenBank genome assembly.